AUGCUCAACAUCACAUCAGGUCAAGCUGCUACCGAUGGGAGCUUUAAUUCAACCAUCACGGACAGUCAAAGGCUUCUUGAGUUAUCCCAUCGCCCCAUAAAAAUAGCAAUAAUAUCGGUUUUGGGAGUUAUGAUUACACUGGGGAACAUGGCUGUCGUUUCAGUCAUCGCCUCCUCAGUGGCCGGGUGGUCAAGAAACUCACGGUACUUUUUACUUUCUCUGACUGGAGCCGACGCUGCGUUCGGACUCGUUGUCAUGCCUCUGAACCUCUGCGUAAGUCUGCUGAAGGACUACAGCGACGGGCCUGAUCCCUUCUGUCAUGUUGUGGCAUUUUUUAACUCAACGAUUUACGCCACUUGCAUGUAUACUCUCGCCACCAUAAGCCUCGAAAGGUACGUGGCGGUGUUCAAUCCGCUGAAGUACACAUCAUUAAUGACUAGAAGGAGAGCUCUGAUUUUGAUAGCGUUCGCCUGGUUAUUCCCACCUGUGCUGCUGUUGCCUAUCUCCUUUCCCGAUGGGAUCAUUAAGGUGCACUUCUCCACGGCGUCUUUGGUCUGCAACCCCUCGUAUUCUACCAACGUUGUGUAUUCUUUGACUUUAACCUGCUUAAUAUUUUUCCCGUGUUCAACCAUCAUGACUUACGCCAACCUUCGGCUCUGGUUUGCUGCAAAGAGGCAGCGGUUAAAACUUCAGAAGCACAACAUGGGCGGCCACAUCAGACCCGACGUGGCCUCCCGUGUGCUUGUUCCAGUUAUGACUGUAUACUAUACCUGCUGGACGCCAUGCAUGGUGACUAUCCUGUACAACGCCAUCUCGGGCGGAAAGGUUCCGGAGUGGGUGGAGUUUGUGGCCGUGUGGCUGCCCACGUCCAACGGCUUCCUCAACUGCAUCUUCUACUUCUGGAUCAACCGCAGCUUCCGCAGGAAGUUCCGCCUCCUGGCCCAGAGGCUUUGCCUGGUGCUGUGCCCCAAGAUCAGCAGAACCCUCGGGUGCGAGUCCCCGGCUGCCGUCCACGUGGUGGCCGGCGUCUGGGACAACAACAACUCCCUCCAGGAACGCUCCUCUAGCGUGUCCUCCACAUGCACCCUGUUAACCCUGGUUACUGAGACCCACAUCUGA
Megalops cyprinoides (Indo-Pacific tarpon) is the source of this 1119-nucleotide messenger RNA. RefSeq lists its product as uncharacterized. The coding region runs from base 1 to 1119 and encodes 372 amino acids. Lineage: Eukaryota; Metazoa; Chordata; Actinopteri; Elopiformes; Megalopidae. Gene Ontology annotation, biological process: G protein-coupled receptor signaling pathway. The transcript has 2 exons. Gene Ontology annotation, molecular function: G protein-coupled receptor activity. The record is from RefSeq and is a predicted model, not a curated record. Gene Ontology annotation, cellular component: membrane.